This is a messenger RNA of Spea bombifrons (plains spadefoot toad), 1412 nucleotides long. Its product is annotated as receptor-interacting serine/threonine-protein kinase 3-like. Bases 58 to 1386 code for a protein of 442 amino acids. NCBI's taxonomy places the organism in Eukaryota, Metazoa, Chordata, Amphibia, Anura, Pelobatidae. The record is from RefSeq and is a predicted model, not a curated record. Gene Ontology annotation, biological process: regulation of apoptotic process; protein phosphorylation. The transcript is spliced from 10 exons. Gene Ontology annotation, molecular function: ATP binding; JUN kinase kinase kinase activity.
GCUUGGUUCCCUUUCCGGGCUGUGCGUGCGUAGGCUGGAGACAAGGAUCGCCGGGAGAUGCAGGCGCUGCCGGGCGGGGACCUUGAGUGCCUGGAGCUGGUGGGGUGCGGGGGCUUUGGGCUGGUGUACCGAGGAUGGAGCCGGACACUGGGCACCGAGAUCGCCCUCAAGAUGAUCGAGGGGGAGAAAGGUGAUGGCUUGAAAGAUUUCAUGAAGGAGCGGGACCUGAUGCAUAAAGCGAAUUACACGUAUGUUCUUCGUCUUCUUGGUGUGUACGAGAAGCGGGAUGGAGACCAGAUUGAGUAUGGACUGGUCAUGGAGUACAUGCACAAUGGGUCUCUUCGGAGACUUUUUGACAAUGUUCCAGAUGUCCCUUGGGCUCUGAGGUUUCAGAUUCUCCAUCAGGUGGUCCUAGGAAUGAACUAUCUCCAUCAUGUUCUCAAACCCCCUAUAAUCCAUCGUGACCUCAAACCUCGGAAUGUUCUCCUGAACAAGUCCUUAGAUGUCCAGAUCACCGAUUUCGGCUUGGCCAAAACUGCAGGUUCAGCCACGACUUCCUUAAAUCAGUCCAUGACUGGCACUGUGGCCUACAUGCCACCCGAGUCCUUCAAGACCGUCAACUACAAGCCAACCAAAGAGUUUGAUGUUUACAGCUUUGCCAUCUUAACCUGGUCAGUUUUGUCCGGUCAGGAGCCGUACUCUGUGGCCGGCAGUGAUAUGAUUAAGCUACUUAUACCUAAUGGCAGUAGACCCGACAUGGACUUGGUGAACAAGUGGACUUCGGUAAAAAUGGUCGCUGAAGCCAUUGACUUGAUGAUCAAGUGCUGGGAUGAGUUUCCUGAAAAUCGACCCAGUUUCUCCGACUGUAAGCCACUGACGUUAACCAUGACCCGAGCAUACGCUAGAGACAUAGACAAAGCUGUCCACGAGGUGUUGGUUUUUCUCAAGAGACAUUCUACGGCCCGUCGGGGAUCCAAGCCAGAAGACCUGCCCGAUGGUGCUACUGUAUCUCCUAUGACCAACCUUCAAUAUAUGAGCAGUCACUUCAAUAUUCAAGUAUUCAAGGAGUGCUUGGAUCAACAGGAAAGAUCCAAAGCGGAGGUGGAACCAUUUGACGAUCAGAUUGAUUCUAAAGAAUUUUUAAGAAAGCACAUGAAUGCGAUCGUGAGAGCGAACCCUGACAUCGGUUCCAUCUUGGAUGAUCUCUUUUCGGAAAAGAUCUUAAACCAAGAGGAGCUCGACUUGAUAACGACCGGCGUUACUGGACAAGAACGGGCGAGGAUGACUGUUCUGAAAAUAAUAAACAAAGGCCAAAAAAGUUCAAACCGGUUAUUAAACUUGCUGCGAAAGUACCAUUCGUCACUGGCGGACUCUCUCCUGCCAUAAACGAUGAAUCGCUUCCCACCAGUUAU